UAACAGCACCUUGAACUACAUGUUUGCUAACAUGCUGCUUAUCAGUACCCUUCUCAGUGCUGUUGGUGUCAUUCAGCUUGAUAGAGGUAUCUUCCUCUCCAGCCUCCUUGUCAAUAUAGGAACAUUCCUUGUGAAUAGCAUAUAUGAUGUAGCAAUGUACAAUAUCAGGUGUUAUGACAGAGAAGACACUGGUGACACUGUGCUGCAGAGCCUGGAAGAUGAGCCCCAGUAUGAUGACAUUUGCACAAUCAGUGAUGGGUUCCAACAAGUUGUGCAUGGAAGUGUGGAGACCAUGAUGAAACAGGUGGCUUAUGACUUUGAGAAGGGCUAUGAUUUAGAACAUGCAACUGUUGAACACCAGGCUAUGGCACAGAUGGAAGAAAUGGUUGCCAAGGAAAGUUUGGUUGUCAAGGAAGAUAUGGUUGCCAUGGGAGAUGUGGACAACAAGAAAGGGAAAACACCCAGCUACAACAGCACUCCCAGCUCCAGUGCACUGUCCACUAGUAGCAUCAUACUCCAGAUGCCAGAAGUCUCUGGGGAAAAUAACAACUACAUUCCUUCUGAGUUCUUCACAUAUGCUCCUCCCCCUAAAAACGCUAGGCUAAACUCAAAGAUGCAUAAGGAAAUGCAGGCAGAGAACCCAAAAUCCCAUGCUGGGAAGAGUUCCACUUCAACUCAAGCUCACUUCAACCCAAGUUUUCUUAUUUCAGAACCAUCAGAUGAGGUGCCAUACACUGAGCUGAAGUCACUGGAGAUGGUGAUGGUCAACAGAAACCGUGGCGGAAAGUUGCCCCGCUUUUUGAUCUAUCCAGCAUUCAUUUUGCUGGUCGUCUCCAUGGCUAUGGCAGUAUUUCUCACCAUUGUGUAUGGCAGAGAACUGAGUGAUAGCGCUGUGUACAACUGGGCUGCUCUGGUAGGAGUGGCACUGGUGGAGGACUUGUUUGUGUUCCAGACACUGAAGGGAGUUUGUGUGUAUGGUUACUGCCUACUUUUCUCAGGAAAUGAGACUGGAUAG
This is a messenger RNA of Lingula anatina, 1015 nucleotides long. RefSeq lists its product as uncharacterized. The record is from RefSeq and is a predicted model, not a curated record. Lineage: Eukaryota; Metazoa; Brachiopoda; Lingulata; Lingulida; Lingulidae.